AUGGCGCUCCCCCUGGGCAAGCUGGGCGAUCUGGUGCUGAAGACGCUCAGCAAGCCGCUCGCCAAGGCCAUCAAGCGCCGCGCCGCCAGCCACCCCAAGUUCCGCGCCUCCAUCGCCAACUGGGCGCAGGGCUACCACCGGUUCACGGUGCGGCUGCAGCGGCGGCUGUACGGGCAGGCCCCCGCGGGGCACAUCAAGCGGUUGAACGAGGAGAAGGCCGUUAGCACGGCCAGCGAGGUGGUGGGGGAGCUCAUCGUGUUCGCCGUGGCGGGGGGCGUGGUGUUCAUUGAGGCGGCUCGGAGCGCCCGGUCGAAUGCCCGCAAGGAGGCCAAGCUGAAGCAGGAGCGCGAGGCGCUGCACGAGGGGGACAGGCAGCUGGAGGAGGAGGCGAGGCGGCUGAGGGAGCGCGUGGAGCAGCUAGAGGAGGCCCUGGCUGCUGACGUCUGGCUGCCACGUGUCCUCACUGGAUUGGCCACCGGGUCUACUUCUGCCUCCUCCUCGUCCUCCGCUUCUAAUUCCUCCUCUUCUGGUUCCUCCUCGGGUUCCUCAGUCCCCACUCCACCUGCAGCAGUGGGAGGGACAAGAGAAGGGGAAGCAGAGGGCAGGGGAGUGGAGAGCAGGGAAGGGGGCGAGAGUGAGGGGUAUGGGGUGGAGGAGGAGCAGGGAGAGGGAUCGGGGGCUGGGGGUAGCAGAAGGGAGGGUGGUGAGGGGCCGGGAGAGGGACAGGAGAAGGGCGGGCGGGCAGGUGUGGGAGGGCGAGUGAGAAGAUGGAUGGGUGGGUGGAUGGGUGGGUGGGGUGGUGGUUCUAAGCAUGCGCCGGGAGCAGCAGCAGGGGAUGGGGUGGUGCGGAUUAACGACAUGGAAGGGGGGGAUGGGACUGGGGAGGAAGGUGGUGGAGGGGAGGAGGAGGGUGCAGUGGAGUUGAAGAUGAGUGCAAGCAGAUGA
Messenger RNA from Closterium sp. NIES-65, 945 nucleotides. Lineage: Eukaryota; Viridiplantae; Streptophyta; Zygnematophyceae; Desmidiales; Closteriaceae. The record is from the annotation of a GenBank genome assembly.